AUGGAGCAGUCGCCAGAGGAUCCUUUCGCUACUAGAGGCAUCGCAAAACUCUCCAAGUCCAAGUCCUACGACCGAUGGCUCCUCGACCCGCAGAAGCCACUGAAGGGGCUACAGCAGCCGCCACCCAAUCGCAUGGGUCAAUGGGCGGCAAUCGCCGUCGCUUCCCUGCUCUUCUCUCUCAUCCUCCUCAAUCCGACGGUUGUUGACGACGCUUUCUCAAUCAUGAUGAGGCCAAUCAGUCCCAGCCACGUGGUGGUCUUUACACGCGGGCUGGCGACGCUUCAAUGGUGGGAGGACCAGUACCCUCCUCCGCUAUCGCCGCCGGAAAACGCGGAGCUCAAGGAGCAACAACCAGGACAUAUUCAAUGGAAGACGUUUAGAAUAACGCGCGUCGCGGCGUUCAACGUCGACAGAAGAAUCAUCAAGCAGACUAAGCAGGCGGGCUUUCAACUCGUCCCGCUCGCCGCGCCGCCGCUUCUUAAAGACCUAACGUGGGAUGACAUUUUCGCGGACCGGUUUGACGACGACCCAACGCCGCAGUGCCCGAAGCUGCCGCUACCCAAAUGGUCGCAGGAUCUUCGCACGGUCGACGCAAUGAUCGCACACAUGCCGUGCCAACCAGUAAACGGGUCGUUCGCGAGGGACGUGAGAUGGCACCAUCUGGUGCUUACAGUCGCCGAAUAUGUCAAACAGUCCGCACGCCCCUGGAUGCCCGUUGUCGUUCUCUCUGAAUGCCGCCCGCCGCCCAACCUCUUCCAUUGCAACCGGCUUGUACACCGCGACGGGCCCGUCUGGCUGUUUAACUUGACGGUCGCCGAUAUGCGCCGCCGGCUGCAGCCCGUCGGGAACUGCGCGCUCGCCACCCCGGAACCCCAGCUGCUGCCAGGCCAGCUGCCCGAUCAGCAACCUGCCGCUGCGCGCCGACUUGCGUACGCCACAGUGUUGCACAGCAAGGAGGACUACGUGUGCGGCGCGAUCGCGCUGGCGAACAGCCUCCGGCGGAGCGGCACGCGCGCGGAGCUGGUAGCGCUGGUUUCCGCGGAGAUCGGGAACUUCAGCCGCGGAGGCCUAGAGGCGGCCGGGUGGCGGCUGAUCGAGAUUGAGAGGAUUCGCAAUCCGUUCGGACGCGCGGGCACAUACAACCAGUGGAACUACAGCAAGCUCCGAUUAUGGCAACUGACGGAGUACGCUAAGGUGGUGUUCGUGGACGCGGAUAUCCUCGUUCUAAGAAACAUGGACCACCUGUUCGAGUACCCCGAGCUGUCGGCGCGCAGCAACAGCCGGCGCUUCUUCAACUCGGGCGUGAUGGUGAUCGAGCCGUCGCAGUGUACAUUCGAGCUUAUGAUGGAAAACAUUGAACUGAUUCAGUCCUACAACGGCGGCGAUCAGGGCUUCGUGAACGAUCUUGCCUCUGGCGCUAUCGCUGCCGCUUCCAGCCCGGCUCAGAGGACGAACCUCAAGUCCUCGUUCGCAGGUGUGCGCCAGCAAUCAGCCAAUGCUGCAUUCGGCGUCAGAUCCACUGCUCGCACAGUCGCGUUCUUCAAGCUCGGCGGAGAGAGCGCCAAGAGCGCCGGCAUCUUUGCGAGCCAACUUCGCGAUGACUAUGACGCUGAUGACGUUGCCCACUACUUUAACUACUCCGGCAUGCUCGCCGCCGAGGGGACGUACGAGAAGAUGGAGAAGAUGAUCGAGUCCGGCACGCACGCGUGCGACAUUCUGCUCAUGAUGGCUGCGUCGGAAGGCGACGUGCGGAAGAUCGAGGAGCUCCUGUACGCCGGUGCGCGAUGCGACGUGCCCGACUGGGAGGGACGGACGGCCCUGGACCGCGCGUGCAACGACGAGGUCAGGGAGAUGAUUCAAAAGGGUGCUCUGACUGAUGCCAUUUAA
Closterium sp. Naga37s-1 is the source of this 1887-nucleotide messenger RNA. NCBI's taxonomy places the organism in Eukaryota, Viridiplantae, Streptophyta, Zygnematophyceae, Desmidiales, Closteriaceae. The record is from the annotation of a GenBank genome assembly.